AUGGCACAAGAGUAUGAGUGGACACGUCCGACGACGAACCUCUCAAGCGAUGAAUACCCGUGCUAUGCAGCUCCCAUUUUCCACAAUCGCAUUCAAAACGACCGCUCAGAAGGUCACGAAUACAAGACACCACGAGAAGCCGUUGUCUCUGCACAUUCCCCUGUACGAUUGAGGGCGACUGAUCUAAACCAGAAUGUUCCUCGCGACUCCUCCAAUCGCCCACCCAGCACUCUGUAUCUACCGUAUAAGAAAAAGAAAAAACGGCGACUAUGCGGUUCUCUUUCUCGUCUAGAAGUGUUUUUGCUGUUAACGUGUCUGUUGCUGCUCCUUUCCCUAUCUGGUGUCCUCUUCAUAUGGUUGCUCUGGCUCCAAGGAUAUCGGAUAUUCAACGAAGGCCUUCCUUUGUACGCCCCAAUCCGAAACGCCCUGGAUCGAACGGCUAAAAAUCACCAACAAGUCGUGUGCACGAGCCGGGAAUGCGUCCGGAUUGCCGGCUUUUUGGCCGAAAAUUUAAAUGACAAGAUUGAUCCAUGCAGUGAUUUCUACGAGUUUGCCUGUGGGAAUUACGGCGUCAACCGGAAUCUGGCUGCCAGCAAACCUUUACGGCAUACAAUAAGUGACGUACAGGGACGGUUGAAUAAGCAAGUUCGGUCAAUACUUGAGGCUGACAACAUCCCUACCGACAAGCCGUGGGAUCGACUGGCAAAGGGGUAUUAUAAGAAAUGUUUGGAUGAAGACGAACUCGAAAAGUCUGGUAUCAAGGCCGUGAAGGACGUGCUGGAUUGGGUGGGUGGAUGGCCGACGCUUGAAGGCAGCAGAUGGAAAGGCUGGAGCCGAACAUGGGAGCGCCAGCUGGCCUUGAUCAUGAACAAGACGGGCGUGAAUGCUGUACUCCUUGAACUUGCAGUCACCCACGAUCCGGGAAAUAGUAGUCGUUCUGUCAUCGAGCUUGAUCAGCCUAAAUGGGGCGUAGGCUCUCGUUGGCCCUAUUUGAUGGGUGUCGAAGAUCCGAUGAUCAAGAACUACACAUCGUUGAUGAUCCAGACAGCCAUUACUCUAGGCGCCACACAGGAACAAGCCGAAAAAGACAUGUACGAGGCCAUGGAGCUGGAGAUGAAACUCGUCAACUUCUCCGCAGAAGAACAUGUGCGAAGAGAUCCGGACCGCGGCAACAACCGCUAUUUGAUCAAGGACCUAAAACAGCAUUUUCCUUAUAUUGAUCUUGCCGGGUAUAUCGAAGAGGUUUUUGAAGGGCUGGUUGGGAUCAACGAGAAUGACACAAUCAUCAUUCGUGAAGUCGAUUAUUUUAAGUCGAUCCAGCACAUUCUACGGGAAACUGACAAGCGCGUAAUUGCCAACUACAUCUCUUGGCGGAUAGUUCAGGGCUUUUCUCCUUUCCUUCCUCCUUCAGCUCGCGAGCCUUUCUAUCAAUUCAAGGCCAAUCAGACCGGGAUUUUCAACUCACCACCACCGGACAGGUGGGAAGACUGCGUGACCCUAUCCGUUAUCAUGCUCGACAUGCCAGUGGGCAAGCUGUUCAUCGAAAACUUUUUCGAGCAGGAGAAAGCCCUAGCAAAGAUGAGCGAGCUGACGCACUACUUGAAAAGUGAAUUCAUGAAGCAGCUUCGGGUGUUGGAUUGGAUGGAUGAAGCGACAAGGAAGCGUGCAAUCAAUAAGGCCGAGCGCAUCGAAUACAAGAACGGUUUCCCUCCCUUCCUCUUCAACGAUACGGCUAUGCAAAAGCAUUGGGGCAUGGUAAUCGAGCACAACGAACCGCUCCUCCAUCUAACAAUCAGACUCAAGUUAGAGCGCUACAAAGAGGAACUUGAGCGCCUUGAUGAGCCGCUCGACAGAAGCACCUGGUACCAAAGCCCGGCUCAAGUUGAUGCCUAUUAUGCCCCGAACAACAAUGAGAUGAUCUUCCCUGCCGGUAUCAUGCAGUUCCCAUUCCUGACAAUCGGGGUGCCGAACUAUGUGACAUAUGGGAUGGUUGGCGCUGUGAUUGGUCACGAGGUUUCCCAUGCCUUUGAUGAUCAAGGUGGUCGAUACGAUGAAGUUGGAAACCUGAAUGACUGGUGGGACGCGGAGACGGCGCAAAAGUUUGCUGACAAAACGCAGUGCUUCGUCGAACAAUACGGGUCCGUUGAGAUCAAGGAAGCCGGUAUUCGACUUAAUGGUCGCUUGUCGCUUGGCGAGAAUAUCGCUGACAAUGGUGGCGUGAAGACAGCGUUUAAUGCAUACAAAGCCUGGCGCCGUAACGUCACCGAAGAAGAGGAGCCAGCAUUACCCGGCUUCCAAAACUUCACUUCUGAGCAGAUGUUCUUUUUAGCGUAUGCCAAUAAUUGGUGUUCGGUGGUUCGUCCGAAACACUACGUCCAACUGGUCAUGACUGACGUCCAUGCCCCGUCAAAAUAUCGCGCCAUCAUUCCGCUGCAAAAUCGGAAGGAGUUCGCCGACGCAUGGAAAUGCCACGAUGGCACGAUGAUGAACCCGCGGCAUAAAUGCCAGGUGUGG
Messenger RNA from Mesorhabditis spiculigera, 2514 nucleotides. Lineage: Eukaryota; Metazoa; Nematoda; Chromadorea; Rhabditida; Rhabditidae. The record is from the annotation of a GenBank genome assembly.